GGCCGCUUACACAUCCACGGCAAGGCUAGAAGCUGGGAGCGACGCCUCCGAACCGCGGAGGAUUGUGGGAGGAGGCUGUCUCCAAUUUCCCUUGCCCCUCCCCCCUCCCGGCCAAGAUGUCUGACAUGGAGGAUGAUUUCAUGUGCGAUGAUGAGGAGGACUACGACCUGGAAUACUCUGAAGACAGUAACUCGGAGCCAAAUGUGGAUUUGGAAAAUCAGUACUAUAAUUCCAAAGCGUUAAAAGAAGAUGACCCAAAAGCAGCUUUAAGCAGCUUCCAAAAGGUUUUGGAACUAGAAGGUGAAAAAGGAGAAUGGGGAUUUAAAGCACUGAAACAAAUGAUUAAGAUUAAUUUCAAGUUGACAAACUUUCCAGAAAUGAUGAAUAGAUAUAAACAACUUUUGACCUAUAUUCGGAGUGCAGUCACAAGAAAUUAUUCUGAAAAAUCUAUUAAUUCUAUUCUUGAUUAUAUCUCCACUUCUAAACAGAAUUCUGAUUUUUUAUGUCAGAUGGAUUUGCUGCAGGAAUUCUACGAAACGACACUGGAAGCUCUGAAAGAUGCUAAGAAUGAUAGGCUGUGGUUUAAGACAAACACAAAGCUUGGAAAAUUAUAUUUAGAGCGAGAGGAAUAUGGAAAGCUUCAAAAAAUUUUACGCCAGUUGCAUCAGUCCUGCCAGACUGAUGAUGGAGAAGAUGACCUGAAAAAGGGUACACAGUUAUUAGAAAUAUAUGCCUUGGAAAUUCAAAUGUACACGGCACAGAAAAAUAACAAAAAACUGAAAGCUCUGUACGAACAGUCACUGCACAUCAAGUCUGCCAUCCCGCACCCGCUGAUCAUGGGCGUCAUCAGAGAAUGUGGUGGUAAGAUGCACUUGAGAGAAGGUGAAUUUGAAAAGGCACACACAGAUUUUUUUGAAGCCUUCAAGAAUUAUGAUGAAUCAGGAAGUCCAAGACGAACCACGUGUUUAAAGUACUUGGUCUUAGCAAACAUGCUAAUGAAAUCGGGGAUAAAUCCAUUUGACUCCCAGGAGGCUAAGCCGUACAAAAAUGAUCCAGAAAUUCUAGCAAUGACAAAUUUAGUAAGUGCCUAUCAGAAUAAUGACAUCACUGAGUUUGAAAAGAUCCUGAAAACAAAUCACAGCAACAUCAUGGAUGACCCUUUCAUAAGAGAGCACAUCGAAGAGCUUUUACGAAACAUCAGAACACAAGUGCUUAUCAAGUUAAUUAAGCCUUACACAAGAAUACAUAUUCCUUUUAUUUCUAAGGAGUUAAACAUAGACGUAGCUGAUGUGGAAAGUUUGCUGGUGCAAUGCAUAUUGGAUAACACUAUCCAUGGCCGAAUUGAUCAAGUCAAUCAGCUCCUUGAACUGGAUCAUCAGAAGAGAGGCGGUGCCCGUUAUACUGCACUAGAUAAAUGGACCAACCAACUAAAUUCUCUCAACCAGGCUGUAGUCAGCAAGCUGGCUUAACGGAAAGCAAGCUCGUACAGACCUCUUACGUGCAGAGUUGUAACCCUUAAAAGAACUGGGAAUGGCAAAACUACUGUCGGUUGAUGUGUCCUGAAAAUUAAUGGAGUAAUGGCAGAAGUGCUUUUUUGAUCAACUGGUUUAUGUUUUGCUGCUGCAUUUAUCCCAAGAAAAACAGCUUUAAUCUCCAGAAGAAAACCAAAAUACCAUGGGAUUUAUGCUGUAUUUGACAUCUUGCCCUAGACAUACAACAUCAUAGUAAUUUGUCGUGGGCAACAUGACCAGAGAGAAGAUUUUGUCAUGAUUUUAAAUACACUGACACGCUACUGUUGGUUAAAUUUAAACAUGUUUUACCUGCAGAAAUUCUCUCACAACCUGCAAUAACUUGAAAUGCAUACCCUUUUGAACACUUCCUUUUCUCAUGUCUGAAUGAAAAUGUUUGCUGCAUUUUGCAAAAUGUCAAUUCUCCAGAAUUGUGCCCGUGUAUUUCUGUACCUGCAGUGUAGUGAAGGUUUAGGUGAAACCCCGUAAUCUAGUGGCAUACUGUCACUGAGGUUCCAAGCAGCAAAAUAAACAGUGCAGCUCAGAAAUUGUAGUUUGGUUCUUGAUGUGUUUUUAUUAUAUUUGGGGUUGUUUUGUUUUUUAGUAUCUUAGAAAUUUCAAAUUAUUUUAUCUUCAGUUAAUAAUUAAAAAGCUUGGAAAUCUUGCCUGUUUUCAGGAUUUUUAAAGUAGUCUUUAUUGAUAAGGAGAACUACUUUCUAACAAUACACUUACAUUACAGUGAUGCUUUAAAAUAAUAAAUUUUUUUUAAAGAAUGGUAUUCCUUUUUAAAAGAAUAGUUUUAACUCUCAGAAUGUCACUUUACACAGAUAUGCCAGAAUUUAGACAGCUAAAUGAAUGUUAUCCUGCACAGCGACCCCGUCGGAAGGCUGUUUUCGAAUGCCAGCAGGCUGUCAUUGCCCAAAACCUGGGCUCGCUCUUUCAGAGUUGGGUCCAGUUAGUUUAAGAAUACACACUAGUAAAUUUUUGAUUAUACAUUGUUUUCUAAAAAACAACAUUGCCAAGUUUAUUUUUAGUUACCAGUAUUUGGCACCAGGUGACAGUUUCUGAAAGGUAAUUUUGAGGCCAUGCAGGAAGUGUGCACCUGGCUUUGAGGGAGUCCGCAAGGCAUUUUGUGCAGUGGUGGUGUGCUGAGAGCACCGCAGCCUUCCGAGGGGACUCCAGGGAGCUUGGUUCAUCCGAAUGUCCUGAAUUUCCGGUGUUUCAUGUUCAAGCAAGUUCUCGUUACUUUUCAGUGUCAAAAGCAGGAACUAAGGUCAGCAUAAUUUCUGUGGUUCUUUUCUGUUGCCUGUUCUGUACACCGUGAGUGGCAGUCCAGAAGGAAGACUGUACCUGCAGAGUGACAACAAGAAUUUUUGAUCAUUCAAUCAGAUUUUAUAAACAGUGAAGGAGCAUGGACUUCAAACGAGGCAUGCUUAUUCGGUUUUGUCAAAAUUUUACGAAAAUAUGUGAUAUAUAUUUAUACUAAAACUAUAUAAUCCUUAGAUUUAGGAAAGCAAUCAGUAAAUGUCUUUAGCAGAUUUAGCAGUAUAAAUACAGGUAUAAGUUGGAAAUUGUAGAAAACUGCAAGACAACGAAAGACAAAAUUGAUGUCUAUGAUAGGGAAUAAAAAGUUUAAGAUAUAAAAUUAUGUGUAUUUUCUUCUCUUUUACAUUUGUGAAAAGUGUGCUAAUAUUUUUUACAGGAAUGAUAUUAACUAGGAUUUAUUUUUCAAUAUGAUUUGGAGACCCUUUGUUACCCAAAUAAAAAUGACAAGUUUCUGUGCCUGUAUUUAAAUAUGUAUGCAUGUGAUAACCUUGCAAAGCUAAAGCCCUGUUUAACGUUGAAUUUCAUGCGAAGAUUUGGAUGAUGUGUCUAGCUCUUGCCCUCCAACUCUUAAAAUGCGGGACAGCCGCCAUGCCUCUGCUGGUUUACAAUAGUCCUGGACUAUAGAGAGAAAACGUAUGCCUGGGCCAAGUGUAACUGGUGUCUAAAAUUAUCUCUUCACCUCUAACUUACUGGAGUUGUUUAUGUAUUGCACAGGCUGUACUUAGUAUAAUCCCUAGGUUUUUUCUAAGCCCUUUGACACAUUUCUUCUGGGAUGUUUUUGUAUUUUAUUUUAACAUACCUUAAUAGGCUGACUUGCUGUUUCCUUUUCAACACUUCUGUGUUUUUGUGUAUCAGUUGUAGGGUUGGAAACUUAAUGCUUCUGAAAACAUAACUGAGCUUAAGGGAAACAGACAUUAAGUCAACGGUGGAAGGGGCCUGAUUCCUAGCUUUUCUCAAGUGGCCGAAUCUUUCCCACUCUGUGAAAACUGUGUAUGCAGUUGAUACCAUUUUGCACUGUUGACCUCAUUUUCUUUUGUCUCUAAACCAGGUUAAACUUACUCCAGAGUAACCCUCGGCAUAGAUGCUGUCUGCAAGUGUUGGAUUUAUGUCGCUCGCUUUUGCUCUUACAUUAAAGUUUUUGAUUGAAAA
Molecule: messenger RNA, 3983 nt
Organism: Cavia porcellus (domestic guinea pig)
Lineage: Eukaryota; Metazoa; Chordata; Mammalia; Rodentia; Caviidae
Gene: Cops2
Product: COP9 signalosome subunit 2
Exons: 13
Coding region: 117-1469 (450 amino acids)
Biological process (GO): protein deneddylation
Cellular component (GO): COP9 signalosome
Molecular function (GO): protein binding
Source: RefSeq, a predicted model, not a curated record